Messenger RNA from Trichoderma reesei QM6a, 890 nucleotides. RefSeq lists its product as uncharacterized. Gene Ontology annotation, molecular function: RNA binding. The record is from RefSeq and is a predicted model, not a curated record. The transcript is spliced from 5 exons. Bases 444 to 890 code for a protein of 148 amino acids. NCBI's taxonomy places the organism in Eukaryota, Fungi, Ascomycota, Sordariomycetes, Hypocreales, Hypocreaceae.
GACUUUUCGACCCAUCACACGGCCUCUGCGCGCUUCAUCGUCCGCCCGUUUCCUCGAGGCCGCCGUGACCCCCGAUAAGCACCUCGUACGGAUAAAGACCAAGGCGCCAUCAUAACAAGCUUGUCCCCUCCUGACGCGCCGCGGCAUUGCCAGCCCAGCCCAGCUUCAUAGCCCAGUUUCCAGACUGGACUUGGGGUCAUUUUAAUUAGCGCAUAGCUUGGGACAUUCGCCGCAGCUCGUCGAUCGCUGAGAGGCGAGAUCAGCAAGCCACAACCACGUUGCGUGGCUCAUCUUCUCGAGGCCUGGGCAAGCUUGGCCACUGGUUCCAGACGUCAACGGACGAAUCGGCAUCGCUCUAGAACAUUCGGUCAGGGUACUGCAACUCUUGACAAGGACUGCCAUAUCCGCGAGCAGCGUCGAAAUUGAGACGCGGUGCACUCGAAAUGUCGAAGCUUUUCAUAGGCGGCCUAGCAUGGCACACCGAAGAGGCCACUCUGCGCCAAAAGUUUGAGGAGUUUGGCGCGGUUGAGGAAGCGGUGGUCGUCAAGGAUCGAGAUACCGGCCGCAGCCGUGGCUUCGGUUUUGUGCGAUACGUGCAAGAAGCUGAUGCCCAAGCUGCCAUCGCCGCCAUGAACAAUGUCGAAUUUGACGGGCGAACUAUUCGUGUUGAUAAGGCAUCCGAUAAUGGUUCCCGUGGUGAAAGGUUCUUCAAUCGCAAUGGCGGAAUGCCGUAUGGAGGCCGGGCUGGUUACGGAACACCACCUGGAUCCUACGGCAACGCAGCACCCCCUGGAUACGGCGCGGCUCCCAACAUGUACCCACCGGCUCCGUAUGGCCGUGGUUUCCCACAGCAGCAGCCGCAGUAUGGCAUGCCUCCGCAAGGUACUUGA